AUGGCGCUACCCGAUCGUCUCGCCCGAAAGGCGAAACGAACGGAUGUGGACUAUGCCAUUCUAUCUUCUGGCCAACAAAUUCCCGAGUUCUCCCCGGAAGACGACUCGGACGACGAAAAUUACGGCUCUCAAAAGAAAAAGCGUCGCAAACAAUCAGCCCAGUGCUUCAUUUGCCACCGACCGUCCCGAACCUAUAAAAACACCAUGCUGAAAUGUGACAACUGUUCGAGAUUGUACCAUGGAGCAUGUGGCAGACCAUUUCAGUCGGCAUCCAUUCUAGGGAACACAAGCUGCUACGAGUGUCUCCAAGAAGCCAAAGUAGACUCGUUGAGCUCCUUACCUCGCCAGACUCUGGAUUCCGUCGCCAACUUUGUACAGGUGCUGAAGCAAGCCAAGAAAAUUGUCGUCAUAGCUGGAGCAGGAAUCAGUGUGUCAUGCGGCAUCCCGGACUUUCGGUCGAAAGACGGCAUCUAUGCCAUGGCGCGUAAAAUGGAUGUAGUGCUGCCGGAACCGGAAUGUCUGUUCCAAAUUGACUACUUCCGGGACGACCCGGCACCGUUUUUUGAGGUGGUGCGCACUGCUUUUGCCAAUUCGCCCAAGCCGUCACCAACGCAUUGGUUCUUAAAGCUACUACAAGACAAGAAAAAGUUGCUGCGCGUGUAUACGCAAAACAUUGAUGGGCUGGAGCAAGCGGCCGGUGUGACGAGGUGCAUUCCUUGCCAUGGUAGCUUUGCAUAUUCAGCAUGCAUGCGGUGCAAGAAGCGAGUGUUGACGAGCACUCUGAUGCCUACGAUCCUGGCAGGAGUCAUUCCUUCGUGUCCAGAGCUGAAUUGCCGCGGUGUACUGAAGCCUGAAAUCACGUUUUUUGGUGAAAUUUUGGAUGAUAAAGUGAGCACGACUAUUACGAAAGACCGCUUACGGGCAGACCUGCUGCUAGUCAUGGGAACGUCGCUCAAAGUUGCGCCAGUCAUGGAGAUUCCAGGAUACUUACCGUCACACAUUCCUCAGGUGGUGAUCAAUAAAACACUGUUGAAGAAAAAGAGGCUAAAGACGAACAAGCUAUCGGCGGAUGGACAACGAGUGAGUCGAUCAAGGCGCAAUUCGGACGCGACAAAUGAUGAAGAGGAGUUUGACAUGUCGCUAUUGGGCGAUUGCGAUGACAUCACGCGGUACAUUUGCAGCCAAGCUGGAUGGGAUCUGGAUCCCAAAGCGAUCAAAGCAACAAAGAAAAAGCCUUUGAUACGAAACAGCCAGAUCAUUUCUCAUCACGGAUUACCCAGCCAUAGCAUCCAUUGCUUUGGAGAAUGUCAGUGCAAUAAUCUACUCGCGGCUGACAUGGAUGAUGACGAAGAGGAUGAUGAAGAAAAGGAAGAAUUUGAGGAAGAUAUUGUGUGCAAUCGAUGUGAAGAGCGCAUCGAAACAGAAUUCAUGGAGCCCGGGUCGAAUACAAAGAUUGGUCACUACCGCUGCAAUGAUUGCUUCGAUUACGACUUGUGUGGAGAUUGCUAUCCCAAGAGAAGAUACAAGCACAAAGACGGUAGACACAGCUUCACCCAGUGCCUGUAA
Peronospora matthiolae is the source of this 1566-nucleotide messenger RNA. Lineage: Eukaryota; Oomycota; Peronosporomycetes; Peronosporales; Peronosporaceae. The record is from the annotation of a GenBank genome assembly.